GCGCCAAAUUCGCACCCACACCCGUUUCUAAUUUCUCCCGAACCGAAACCCGCGAAGCUCGAGCCACGAAAGCAUGCUACGUCAGCACCACCGUCGAGCCACCGCGACUGAGCUCACGAAAAUGGCGGCGCAUGUGGCAGCGCUGAUCACUCACCCGCGCACGUCACCACCCUCCGCUAACGAACGCCUCUCAUUCCAAUCUCACCGCUCCUUCGCCACCAUGACCGGAAACGACGAGUCGUCGCUCGAAACUAUAUUCCGGCAGAAGCACUCGCUCCGGUCCAGAAUCCGCAAGGAGCUCAAGAACAUGGACCCGACCCGAAAAUCCGAACAAGACGCUGAAAUCCAGAGCAUUGUGUUGAGUGCUCCAUGGUUCAAGUAUAGUGAGAGCAUAUGUGCUUAUAUAAGCUCUCCUGAGUUGCGAGAAGUGGAUACGGCAAGGAUUGUUUCCGAAAUUUUAUCGAAACCCGGCAAUGGUGAAGACGGUGAUGUGGUGAUGAGGAGGAAGCUUUAUGUGCCGCGAGUUGAGGAUAGGAAUAGUAAUAUGAGAAUGCUGAGGAUUGACAGUGUUGAUGAUCUGAUUGUGAAGUCUAUGAAUGUUUUGGAACCUGCGCUUUCAGAUGCCGAGGGGAAACUAUAUGAAGAUGCUAUGGAGGCAAAGGAUCCAAUUGACUUGUUCAUCCUACCUGGUCUUGCUUUUGACAGAUGUGGAAGACGUUUAGGCCGUAGUGGAGGUUAUUAUGACACGUUCCUAAAGAAGUACCAAAAGCUUGCAAAGGAUCGCAAAUGGAAGGAUCCCCUCUGUGUGGCACUAUCAUAUUCAAUACAGAUCGUGGAGGAAGGAGUCAUACCUGUCACUUUGAAUGAUGUUUCUGUGGAUGCUCUUGUAUCUCCAGCUGGUUUCAUUCCGAUUAGCCCAGCGGCUUGGAAUAGAUGUGCCUGAUAGGAGUAGUCUGCAUUCAACUAUCUACAUCCCAGAUGUUUCUGCAUCUGGUGAGGGCCUGCUAGGAACCUACAGCUCUUUUAUUUACUCUAGAUAGGCAUCCUUAUGAUUCUAGAUAGAAUGAACUAUGAACUAUGGAUCAGCGAGUCUCUUCUUUUCCCCUUAGGUAGAGGAAAUAGUUAUAUUGAUUUAGAUGCUUCAUGUACUUCUGAAUCCUGACUGAGCAAUGAUACGCAGAAUUAGAAAUUUGGGAGUCCAGAAUGUUUCAUGGGAAUUGUAAGACUUGCUGGAUAACCAGAAGCAGGAGCCCUGCCUGUAUCAAGGAUUCUGCAUACAUGUAAGUUUUAAACAGUUAUACAGUG
Messenger RNA from Fragaria vesca subsp. vesca, 1305 nucleotides. RefSeq names its product 5-formyltetrahydrofolate cyclo-ligase-like. The record is from RefSeq and is a predicted model, not a curated record. NCBI's taxonomy places the organism in Eukaryota, Viridiplantae, Streptophyta, Magnoliopsida, Rosales, Rosaceae. Gene Ontology annotation, molecular function: 5-formyltetrahydrofolate cyclo-ligase activity. Bases 74 to 943 code for a protein of 289 amino acids. Gene Ontology annotation, biological process: folic acid-containing compound biosynthetic process; tetrahydrofolate interconversion. Gene Ontology annotation, cellular component: mitochondrion. The transcript is spliced from 7 exons.